This is a messenger RNA of Magnolia sinica, 977 nucleotides long. RefSeq names its product heavy metal-associated isoprenylated plant protein 31-like. Gene Ontology annotation, molecular function: metal ion binding. NCBI's taxonomy places the organism in Eukaryota, Viridiplantae, Streptophyta, Magnoliopsida, Magnoliales, Magnoliaceae. The record is from RefSeq and is a predicted model, not a curated record. Bases 40 to 450 code for a protein of 136 amino acids. The transcript is spliced from 3 exons.
ACGCAUACAUUUUGUUCUAUCAUAUUAAACUACAAAAGCAUGUCUGUGAUACAGGUGAGGGUCCCAAACCUCGACUGUGAGGGAUGCGCCACAAAGAUUCGGAAAGCUCUCUUCAAGCUCGAAGGAGUAGAUGAAAUAGACAUAGAAAUGGAUUCACAGAAGGUUACCGUAAGAGGUCAUGCAGUGGAGGAGAAGAAGGUAAUCAAGACCGUCCGUCGGACUGGGAAGGCUGCCGAGCCAUGGCCAUUCCCAGCUUACUCCCAUUAUUCGUCAUUUUAUAAAUACCCAGCCCACAUAGCGAACCACUACUACGAACGGUCCAGCCACGAUGUGGCGAGUGUACACACUUUCUUCCAUACUCCCGCAACCUACUCAAUGGCUGUGUCAUCUGAUGAAGCUGUGGCAUCCCUUUUCAGCGAUGAAAAUCCACAUGCAUGCACCAUCAUGUGAUCACGUGGUUUUUUAUUUUUUAAUUAAAUAUUCAAUGGAUAAGGUUGUAUUGUUUUGUUAUUGAGAAAUGAUCCAGUGGUUCAUAUCAUUAUAAGUUACGGUGCUGCUUCUUGUUUUGGAAGAUGUUGAUAGUCUGACUGAUCGAUCAAUCUAUGCUGUCCGUUAGUCCAGUAUUCAUUUCAGGGUCCACAGUGCAAAAAAUCACAUUAGCUAGUUGGAUGAUUCAAUCCAUAGUUGCCCUUUUUUCAAUUUAUAUCCAUCUGUUUGCAGGCCAUUGGUGCAAUGGUUAGGAUUGACCGAUAAUAGUGGUUGUUUAGAAACAUAAGCAAUCCACCGAUUCUUAUGUAAACAAUCACAGCUGUUCAUAGUGUAAGCUGUUGAUGGAUGCUUAGAAUUGUCUGAACAGUGUGAAUUUUCUAUGGUAGCCUGCAAAUUUUGUGAUGGGCCUGAUGGAUGGUACAGAUCGAGAAAUCAAAUUAUUCAAGGGUCCGAACACAACUAGGAGCACUAUAAUUUAUAGCGCUCGG